Impatiens glandulifera is the source of this 2396-nucleotide messenger RNA. RefSeq names its product ABC transporter E family member 2-like. The record is from RefSeq and is a predicted model, not a curated record. Gene Ontology annotation, biological process: translational termination; ribosomal subunit export from nucleus; translational initiation. Bases 225 to 2042 code for a protein of 605 amino acids. NCBI's taxonomy places the organism in Eukaryota, Viridiplantae, Streptophyta, Magnoliopsida, Ericales, Balsaminaceae. Gene Ontology annotation, molecular function: ATP binding; ATP hydrolysis activity; ribosomal small subunit binding. The transcript has 13 exons.
UUUGGGGCGGCUAAAGAGAGUUCAUCAUAAUUUCACACCAGAAGCCGUUUGGAGAGAGAGAGAGAUAGGGCACACGCCCAUAUCCAUUUUGAAGAAAGCUUCCUCUUUUACGGUUAGGGCAAACAAUAGAGAAGAAGAGAGCUGAACAACACAAAGGGGAUCUCCUUAUUUUUGGAUCAAAGCAGCCGCAAGCUAAGAUCUAAGUUGCUUACAGUGAUAAGGAAAUGUCUGAUCGGCUGACUCGUAUUGCUAUUGUAAGCUCUGACCGUUGUAAGCCCAAAAAAUGCCGUCAAGAGUGUAAGAAGAGUUGUCCUGUUGUCAAAACAGGUAAGUUAUGUAUUGAAGUCUCUCCUCUAACAAAGAUUGCUUUCAUCUCGGAGGAAUUGUGCAUUGGAUGUGGUAUUUGUGUGAAGAAAUGUCCAUUUGAAGCAAUUCAAAUCAUCAACCUGCCAAAGGAUUUGGACAAAGACACUACACAUCGUUAUGGGCCAAAUACCUUCAAACUACACAGGCUGCCAGUUCCAAGGCCAGGACAAGUUCUUGGUUUAGUGGGAACCAAUGGUAUUGGGAAGUCAACUGCUCUCAAAGUUUUGGCUGGAAAACUGAAACCCAAUUUGGGUCGUUUCAAUAAUCCUCCUGAUUGGCAAGAAAUAUUGACAUACUUCCGUGGAUCUGAACUACAAAACUAUUUUACUCGUAUAUUGGAAGAUAAUCUGAAGGCUAUUAUAAAGCCGCAGUAUGUUGAUCACAUUCCAAAAGCAGUACAAGGCAAUGUGGGGCAAGUGUUGGAACAAAAAGAUGAGAGAGAUAUAAAAGAAGAAUUAUCUGUUGAUCUGGAUCUAUGUAAGGUCAUGGAUCGAAAUGUUGGAGAUUUAUCUGGUGGAGAGCUACAAAGGUUUGCCAUUGCUGUUGUAGCUAUACAGAAUGCAGACAUUUACAUGUUUGAUGAGCCCUCGAGUUACCUUGAUGUAAAACAGAGACUAAAAGCUGCUCAAGUUGUUCGAUCUCUUCUCCGAUCUAAUAGCUAUGUGAUUGUCGUGGAGCAUGAUCUUAGUGUCCUGGAUUACUUAUCAGAUUUUAUUUGUUGCCUUUACGGAAAGCCUGGUGCAUAUGGAGUUGUAACCCUUCCCUUCUCUGUUAGAGAAGGGAUAAAUAUUUUCUUGGCCGGAUUUGUCCCCACUGAGAAUCUUCGUUUUAGGGAUGAAUCUCUUACUUUUAAGGUUGCUGAGACACCACAGGAGAGUGCUGAAGAAAUUGAAACAUAUGCCCGGUAUAAGUAUCCAUCUAUGUCCAAAACUCAGGGAAACUUCACCCUUCGGGUAGUUGAGGGUGAAUUUACUGAUUCUCAAAUUAUUGUAAUGCUUGGUGAGAAUGGUACUGGGAAGACAACAUUCAUCCGGAUGCUGGCUGGUUUACUGAAACCUGAUACAAUAGAAGGUUCUGAUGUGGAGAUACCUGAGUUUAAUGUGUCUUACAAACCUCAAAAGAUCAGUCCUAAGUUCCAGUCUUCUGUCAGACACCUUCUACACUCAAAAAUACGUGAUUCAUAUAUGCAUCCCCAGUUUGUGUCAGAUGUUAUGAAGCCUCUCUUGAUUGAACAAUUGAUGGAUCAAGAAGUUGUCAAUCUCUCGGGUGGAGAGCUGCAAAGAGUUGCACUCUGCCUCUGCCUUGGAAAGCCUGCGGAUAUUUAUCUGAUUGACGAACCGAGUGCCUAUCUGGACUCAGAGCAGCGUAUUGUUGCCUCCAAAGUCAUCAAGAGGUUCAUUCUCCACGCGAAGAAGACAGCAUUUGUUGUUGAGCAUGAUUUUAUAAUGGCAACUUAUUUGGCAGACAGAGUUAUUGUGUACGAUGGGAAAGCAUCCGUCGAUUGUACUGCAAAUUCGCCUCAGUCAUUGUUGACUGGAAUGAACCUUUUCUUAUCUCAUCUUGACAUCACGUUUAGGCGAGACCCUACAAAUUUUAGGCCAAGAAUCAACAAAUUGGACUCCACAAAGGACAGGGAACAGAAAAAUGCAGGAUCUUAUUAUUACUUGGAUGAUUAACUUAACUUAUAUACCUGUGGCUGCUUUGUUCGAAAGAGGGGAGAGGCUGCUGCAUCUGUUGAAGAGUGAGUGAUGUUUGAUGAGUGAUUUUACAGUAUCAAAGUAUUUACUUUUAAAGUUUGGCUAUUUAUAUACUUGCCCCUCCACACACCACCCUCUUGGCGAUAUUAAUGUCGAGUUUUUACAAUAGAUUUUGAAUUAUGUUCUUGGCUUUUUGUUGUUUCUUUAAUAUAACAGAGAUUGGAGUCUUUGAACUUCACUUUCACUACUUGGAUCUUUUCUUGUUGUGUUUUUGAGAUAUUGAACUUUUCAGUACUUGUUAGUGAUUAAUGAGCUGAUUUAUUAUUUGGUUAA